Molecule: messenger RNA, 1109 nt
Organism: Helianthus annuus (common sunflower)
Lineage: Eukaryota; Viridiplantae; Streptophyta; Magnoliopsida; Asterales; Asteraceae
Product: F-box protein At3g07870
Exons: 1
Coding region: 69-995 (308 amino acids)
Molecular function (GO): protein binding
Source: RefSeq, a predicted model, not a curated record
UUAUUUUGGAAGAAUAUAACCUCUGAAUUUGCUCCUUACAUCUCGUCAACCCCUUGUUUCAGCUUUCAAUGGCGGAUGUUAUUCAUGACGAUGUAGUUGAGCAGAUACUGAUACGAUUGGACGUGAAUGAUCUGAUCCGUUUCAAGACCGUGUGUAAGUCAUGGCAUUCUUUAAUCACAAGUCCUGGUUUCAUUAAUCGCCAUCUGAACCAUAGUUACAACAAAGAUCACUACAACAAUCAACUUGCCCAUAGAAAAAUUACUUUAUUUGAACGUUCUGGUUUCGGUCAUCGUCUUGUUGGUUCUUCCAAUGGCCUGGUAUGCAUCUUUUCAAAUUCCAUUCAUCUUAGAGUAACCAAUCCUUUGACUAGAGAGGUAAGACAACUGGAGUCUCCCCGUUUGAUCGGUGUACUACAAUUAUGUUGGGGUUUUGGUUAUGACUCGUCUAGAGAUGAUUACAAGGUCGUCAUAGGGACCAAGAAAGGCGAGAAUCAAACAUGUUUUGAAGUGUUGAGUUUGAAAUCAAAUGUUUGGAGAGUUAUUGGAGAAGUGAAGUAUACAUUUAUUACUAAGGCUGGUAUCUUAUGCAAUGGUGCACUUCACUGGAUUGUAAAAGAUCAAAACAAUAAGAAAUUAAUUAUUUCUUAUGAUUUAUCUAAAGAUGAAUUCAAAGAAAUUCCCCUACCUGUUAAUGCAAUAUGUAGACGACUGGGAGUUAUAAAAAAUUGUCUGUGCAUAUUUGGAUAUUAUUCUGUUGACAACGUAUGGUUGAUGAAAAAGUACAAUGUAAAAGAAUCGUGGGAACUUCUGCCACGUGAGCGUGAUCGUGAGAUGAAGAAUGAUAUUGUACACUUAUUGCGACCGAGAUUACCCAAGGACGAUGAUGCAUCAUGGUUUUGCCGUCCUAUUGAACAUCUCUAUUGGGAGUAUAUGGAUGCGCCUAUAUUUGUGCAGAGCCUUGUAUCUCCCCAUAUAAAGAAUAGAGGAUCGUGGUAAGUUCUAUUCUUUUCGUUUCGUUUAUCACAUAUCAUAUAUAAGAGAUUUGCCUGCAUUCAUUCUCUUCUCCUUUGGAAUUAUACUGAUGUAACUAUAUUUGUGCAGAGCCUUAUA